CACCCCGCCAGGCCCGCCGACAUCUGCUGCGUGUCCGGUUCCGCUCUCCGCGCCCCCGCUGCAGUCGGCGCUGCCUCGAUGUUCCAGUUGCCCAUCUUGAAUUUCAGUCCCCAGCAAGUGGCCGGGGUAUGCGAGACUCUGGAGGAGAGCGGCGACGUAGAGCGCCUGGGUCGCUUCCUCUGGUCGCUGCCCGUGGCCCCUGCGGCCUGUGAGGCCCUCAACAAGAAUGAAUCGGUGCUGCGCGCGCGAGCCAUCGUGGCCUUUCACGGCGGCAACUACCGCGAGCUCUAUCAUAUCCUGGAAAACCACAAGUUCACCAAGGAGUCGCACGCCAAGCUGCAGGCGCUGUGGCUCGAAGCGCAUUACCAGGAGGCUGAGAAGCUGCGUGGACGGCCCCUGGGGCCGGUGGACAAGUACCGCGUGAGGAAGAAGUUCCCGCUGCCGCGCACCAUUUGGGACGGCGAACAGAAGACACACUGCUUCAAGGAGCGCACGAGGCAUCUGCUACGGGAAUGGUAUCUGCAGGACCCAUACCCUAACCCCAGCAAAAAGCGUGAGCUCGCCCAGGCAACCGGACUGACCCCUACGCAGGUGGGCAACUGGUUCAAAAACCGCCGACAAAGGGACCGGGCGGCUGCAGCCAAGAACAGGUCGGUACCUAGAGGCCUACGCUCCUUGCGCUCACCCUGGUGGGUCGGGCGAAGGCGCCCCAGGGGCCCUUUCCCAGGGCCCAGCGACUUGGAUCCGAAGGAGUUGAGAGCUCAGUCUGUCUUCAGUUAUGAGCCCACUGCGUUCUGGGAUCCUGGGCGGGCGGCCAACAACCGCGAACGAACCUGUGAGCCCAGCAUCUCAGAUGGGGAGCCCAGAAAGGAUUCAGAAGAAGGAUGGGACAACUGCUGGGCUACUUGGAGAGGCGGCCAGCUGUGGAAUCCUUCCUGGCUUCCGUUGCCUCACUUUUCCUACUUUAACUGCCGGGGUCUGUGGGAGAUCCGCUAG
Molecule: messenger RNA, 996 nt
Organism: Puma concolor (puma)
Lineage: Eukaryota; Metazoa; Chordata; Mammalia; Carnivora; Felidae
Source: RefSeq, a predicted model, not a curated record